AUGUCCCUACUGCGACUGUGGACCCCACGGGUCCUUCUCACGGUGCAAUUGUUGUGGCUGCUGAUACAGGCAGCUCCUGUUUGGAGGUGGCCCCGGGACACGGUCCAGCCUACCUCCGAAUCUCCAGGGCCGAAAGAGCCCUGGUCUUCCCUCUCUUCCGAUCUCUCACCCGAAUCCCCUCAUGUGCCUACACCCCCAGCAGAUCCUGGGGACUUUGAUUACCUGGGGUCUUCUGCUCCUUCCCACUUGUUGGCUUCACCUCAGGAGUUGCCUGAGAAUUUGGCUCCAUUCCUGGACAGGGAUUCAGCUCAAGAGCUACUUCAAGGGCCAGAUAGGCUUACUAUUCUACGUCGUCGGCUUCUGAGGAAUAAGCUAAGGAGACGACGAAGGCUUCCAGAGGUGGUUCCAACGCCCGGCUGGGAUCAGAAUCAAGUCCUGCGUCCUCAACUCAUAAGGAAGAUUCAAACUGUAAGUCCAGAUGAAGUUACAGGUCACCAGGCAUUUGAAAUACUUGUUCCACCUCUAGAUAGUCACAGUUCAAAACCAACAACAUUCAUUGUUUCACCAAAGAACCUAAAGGAAGAUCUAGCUCAACAUCCACAGCUCACUAAAGUUGUUGUUGGAGCUCUAGACCAAUUUGAAUCAAAAUCUCAGUCUUACAAACAAAUUCUGCAGAAUGACGAUUAUACAGAUCAAAGUAUGGAUUUACUUUACCCUGGCAGCAUACCUCUGGGAUUUGCGAGAAACCCAGAGGUGGCUCAAGACACCCCUGCACAAGGUGAACUUUCUCAGUUCAAUGUAAAAGAUGAAAGUCGAAAUCCAGAGACCCCUGAGAAGAUCCCAUCCUCUUUACUCCAUCAAGAAACCCUAGAAGAGUACCAUGAGGAAGUAGAACCUUUAACUGAGCAGCAGGCCCCACAGCCUUUUGAGCAGGUAGAACCUUCUUUAACAGAGCAGGAGGCCUCAGCUCAGCAGGCAACUAAUACUGAAGAGGAUGUGUCUCAGCCAGUGAUACAUCAUGAGGUAAAUGUUCCAUCUCCAACUCGGGCUGAAAUUUAUCAUUCAGUCUUGCCCAAAGUCACAGUUAAACCUGUAGAUCUGGAGCUUACACUAACUUCAGAGCCAAGUAACAACAUUGAACCUACUUUAAGCCAGCAGCAGGCCCCAGCUCAGCCUCCAGAGCGCCCUGAAGAGGCUGAACCUUCUCAAAUCCAGCAGGAGGUCACAGCUCAAGCUCCAGAGUCCCCCAUGGAGAAUAUAGUUCAAACUCCACCUAAUCAUGAGGUGACAGUUCAACCUCCAGGUGAGGAUCAACCUCAUCUUUAUUACUUGCCCAAUGUUACAGUUAAACCUCCAGAUGUGGAGGUUACCAUAACUUCAGAGCCUACCAAAGAGGCUGAAUCUUCUUUAACCCAGCAGGAGAUCCCAACUCAGCCUCCAGAGCAUCCUGAGGAGGCGAAACCUUCUGCCACCCAGGAGGAGAUCCCAACUCAGCCUCCAGAGCAUCCUGAGGAGGUGAAACCUUCUGCCACCCAGGAGGAGAACCCAACUUCUUUAACCCAGCAGGAGACCCCAACUCAGCCUCCAGAGCAUCAUGAAGUAACAGUUUCACCUCCAGAGCACCAUCAAACUCAACAUUCAAACUUGCCCAAUGACAUUGUUAGGCCUGCAGAUGUGCAGGUCACCAUAUCAGGAGAGCCUACUGCAGAGGCUACAGAUCAGCUCUCAGUGCCAAUCAGUGAUAUGGAACCUUCUGUAACCCAGCAAGAGGCCCCACCUCUGUCUCUAGAACCUUCUGAAGAGGUUGAACCUUCAGAUCAUGUGGUUACCCCGACUCCAGAAGUCACUAAUGAGGUUGACAUUUCAUCCCAACUGGAGGCUCCAGUGCCCCCUCAGCAGUUUGAACCUUUGAAAGGCCAACAGCAGCCAAAUGUCCCUGGAAAGGAUGAACAUUCUCCAAUCCAUCAAGGAGUCCCAAUUCAGCCUGAGGAGCUUCCUGAGGAACCAUCUUCAGGCCAGCAAGGAAUAUCACCAAUUUCUCAACAACCCACUGUGAGUGUUGAACCUUCACUGUUCCACACACCUAAGCCUCCAGGAUUCUCUACAAUGGCUGAACAUUCAUUGUCAGAUGAGGUAUUUUCACCUCUAGAUCUGUCUACAAUUUUCAGAAGUCUUUCAACAUUGCCUGCCACCACAGUUAAACAUGUGGAUUUGGAGGUUACUGUAUCUACAGAGCCCACUUCUAAAGGCGAAUCUUCCUCAACGCAGUGGGAAGAUGCCACUCUGCCUGCAGUUCCCACUGAACAGGGUGAAUUUUUGCCAACCCAGUCUGAUCCCCUUUCCCUACCUCCAGAUCCCCCUGAAGUGUUUGCAUCUUCUCUAGUCCAGCAAGAGGCUGUGGCUCAGACUCCAGAUCCCCCUAAGGAGCUAGAACUUUCUUCAGUCCAACAGGAGGCCCCAGCUGAGGCACCAGAGCCCCUUAAGGAAGUUGGACCAUCUGGGAGCUAUCAGGAAGCCUUAGGUCGUCCUCCGAAGUCCACUGAAGAGGUCAGACCUUUUCCAACAGAGCAGGAGUCUCCAGCUCAGCCUCUAGAGCUCCCUAAGGAGGUUAUGGCUCAACCUCCAAUGAAUUAUGAGAUGAUGGUUCCAACACCAGGUCUAGAUCAAGCUCACUAUCCAGCAUUGCCCAGGGUCACACUUCAACCUUUGGACCUUGGGAUUACCAUAACUCCAGAAGUCACCACAGGGGUUGAACAUUCUUCAUUCAUGCAGGAGAUGCCAUCUCAACCUCCAGAGCUACCUAAGGAAGUUGUGGCUCAACCCCAACUAUAUCAGGCGGUAACAGUUCCAACACAAGGUCAGGAUCAAGCUCAGUAUCCAACAUCACCCAGUGAAACAUUUCAAUCUUUGGACCUGGGAAUUACUGUAACUCCAGAACCCACUGUGGAGGCUGAAUAUUCUACAGCUCCAAUGACUACAGUUCCUCCAAGGCUCCCUGAGGUGACACUUGCACAUCCCAAUCAGGUUCAGGCUGAAAAUCCAAAUCCACUUCAGCCUGUGGACCUGGAGCUUUCCAUAACUCCAGAACCCACUACGGACAUUGAACUUUCUCCAAUCAUGCAGGAAACCACAUCUCAACCUCCAGAGCCACCUAAGGAAGUUGUAGCUCAACCCCCAGUACACAUAGAGGUGACACUUCCAACACAAAGUCAGGAUCAAGCUCAGCCUCCAGCAUUACCCAUUAUCACACUUCCGACUUUAGGCCCAAUAUUUUCCAUAACUACAGAACCCACUGUGGAAGUCGAACAUCCCAUAACCCUGACGGAGACUCCACCUCCUCCUAAGUUCCCUGAGGUGACCUUUCCACUUCCCAACCAGGUUCAGGUUCAGAAUACAAAAGUGACUGAAGGUCCAGUUCCAUCUUAUGUUGUGGAACCAACCUCACCUCCAGGGUCCAAUACAGAGGUUGAACCUUCUCCAUCUGUGCAGACGACCCCAACUCAGCCUCCAGAGCCACCUAAGGAACUUGUAGUACAACUACCAAUAUAUCAAGAGGUGACACCUCCAAACCAAGGUCAGGAUCAAGCUCAACAUUCAACAUCUCCCAGUGCCUCAGGUAAAAAUUUGGAACUGAGGCUUCUCAUAACACCAGUGUCCACUACAGAGGUUGAACCUUCUACAGCUCAGAUAAGUACUGCUCCUUCUUUAAAGCUUCCUGAGGUGACGCCUCCACAUCCAGACCAAAUUCAGACUUGGCAGCCAAACCUGACCGAGGUCACAACUAAACCUUUGGACCAGGAAUCUACUGUAACUCCAGAACACACCAUGGAGGUUAAACCUCCAAACAUGCCAGAGACCCCAACUCAGCCUCCAGAGCCACCUAAGGAAGUUGUAAUUCGACCCCCAGUAUAUCAAGAGGUGACACUUUCAACACCAGGUCAGGAUGAAGCUCAGCAUUCAACAUCGCCCAUAGUUACGGGGCUUUCCAUAACUCCAGUGUCCACUACAGAGGCUGAACCUUCUACAGUCCUAACAAGCACAGAUUCUUCUUCAGAGCAUCCUGAGCAUCUUGAUGUGACACUUCCACAUCUAGACCAGAUGGAGACUCAGCAGACAAACCCAGCUGAGGUCACAGUUAAGCUUUUGGACCAGGAACUUACCAUGACUUCGGAACAAACUAGAGAGGUUAAACCUUCUCCAACCAUGCAAGCGACUCCAACUCAACCUCUAGAGGUACCAAGGGAUGUAGUAGCUCCAGCCUAUUAUGAAAUAACAGUUCCAACACCGGGUCAGGAUCAAGCCCAGCAUACAACAUCCCCUGGUGUCACGAUCACAGUUUUACCUUUGAGCCUGGAAUUUGUUGUAACUUCAGCAACUACAUCAGAGGUUGAACAUCCUGUGGCUCUGGAAACGAUGGCAGCUCCCCAUCCAGACCAGAUUCAGACUCAGCCUCCAAUCCCGACUGAAGUUACAAUUCAAAUAUCCGACUCGGACAUUACCGUAACUCAAAAUUCGUUGCCAAAUUACAACAUGGAACAAGAGAUUGCCAAUAUCAACACCGACAUGAACACCAGCAUAUGUGACCUCUGUACCUGCAGAGAUGAGACACUGUCGUGUGUUGGUCUCAGCCCAGAGAAGAGACUCCGCCGAGUGCCUGUGCAGGAGCCUGAAGCCUAUAAUGGUACCUUCACCGUCUUAAAUUUCCAAGGAAAUGCUAUUUCUUACAUUGAUGAGAAUGUAUGGAAAUCAUACCGUUGGACUGAGAAAUUAAUUCUCAGUGAAAAUCAUUUGACCGAAUUACAUAAAGAUUCAUUUGAAGGCCUGCUAUCCCUCCAGUAUUUGUGUAUUUUUAAUUCAAUUGCAUUUUUCAGAAUUCUCAAUCGUAAUCCUCUGACAACUGUUGAAGAUUCAUAUCUUUAUAAAUUGCCAGCAUUAAAAUAUCUAGACAUGGGAACAACACAAGCCCCACUUACAACAGUCGAGAACAUCCUCAUGACAACUCUUGAGUUGGAAAAACUGAUCUUACCUAGCCAUAUGGCCUGCUGCCUCUGCCAAUUUAAAAAUAAUAUUGAGGUUGUCUGCAAGACAGUGAAGCUACAUUGUGAUGCAUGUAUAGGAAACAGCACAGAAGAUUGUUUUGAAGAAGCAAGUGUAGGAAAUGCGGAGGGAGCGCUCAUGAAGGUAUUACAGGCUCGGAAGAAGCACACGAGCACCGAGCUGACCAUUGAGCCAGAGGUAUCCGCAAAUAAAAAUGGCGUCGGCUUGUCAGGCUUCACGAGUGACCAGAUGGACUUCAAUGAUGAAAGCGAUGUCAUUAGUGCACUUAAUUACAUAUUGCCUUAUUUCUCAGAGGGAAAUCUAGAAGAUGUAGAAUCAACAUUAUUACCAUUCAUUAAACUGCUUUUCUCAAAUGUGCAGGAAGGAGAGAAGCCCCUAAGUCAUAUGAAAAACAAUACAAAGGCUCAGCCUCUUGAACCUGGAGCCAGCAAUUCAGCUUACAAAAAUAAACUGAGGAAGCUCUAUUUCCUGGAAAAUUUGUUAGAUGCAGAAAUUCAAGAAAAAAUCGAUGAGGUUAAAAAGAAAGAAAAAUCUGCCAUGCUUAUGCAGUCUGGCCUUUUAGGUCCCAAACUUAAACGCCAAAUCUUUCCCAAAAAAGUGGCAACUGCUGAAUCACAGGAAAAUAGCCUGACAGAGAGUGAGAGUGGAGACAGGGGGCUGAAGAAAGUGACGCUAUUCCUCAAAGGGCCCAAGCUCCUACGGAGAAAGCUCUUACAGGAGGCAAGAAUCAAGAGGAAACAGGGUACCUGGCCGACAGCGAAGAAAGUGGCCGAAGAAAGAACGCUUGGGAAACCAAUCCCGAGUGAAAUGACACAGUUUGACGUGGUGCAGAGGCCUCGGAAGUUUGUGGGAAGCUCCUUCCACACCGAGCCUUCCUUCACGCAGACGCACAAGGCUGCGGUCUCUUCUUUCUUCAAACAGUAUAUUGGCAUGCCUUCUACUUCUGCCACCUCAAAAUCCCUACCUGAGGUUAAAAAACAAUCAAAAGACAUGAGCGACACCAUUUUUGUUUUAGAAGAUGCAAAUGCUAGAGUUAAAAGUAUGGAAGCUGGUAAACCAAUUGUACAUUCUAGAAGAAAAUACCGCUUUCAUAAACCUCAUUCCCAUGUGGCCCACAGAACACCUGCGGCCAAACUAAGUGAAAAGUUUAGAAAAGAAACAGUGUUCCAUGGACAGAUGCCUGUAAAGCGGCCUCCAUUCUCUGCAGUAAGGAGCCUUAUAAAUUCCCCGUCACAUGGGGUUUUUCCACCUUCAGAAGAGCUGAGUCCUCAGGAGAAUCCUUUUCCAGAAUCACUUGCUCCUUCAGAAUCUGUUACAGAAAUCACUACUGUAUCCCCUCUAGGAAAUGGUAUUGAAGAAAACAGUUUUAUGGAAAACACUGCUAUACCUGAAGAAACUAUCUCUGAAAGUACAAAUGAUAAGAAUCCUUCCACUAUAGAUUCCACUGGGACUGCGUUCUUAAUACCGACUGUUAAACAAAUCAAUGAAACUCUGUGGGAAUACCACAACACGGGCACUGACUUACCCAACAUGGAAAAAAGCUUCACUUACCCAUUGCUCGCGUCCCCGGGUGAUCAAUUUGAAAUGCAGCUAAACCAGCAGCUCCGAUCCCUCAUCCCCAACAACGACGUGAGAAGGCUCAUUUCUCACGUUAUCUGGACUUUGAAAAUGGACUGCUCUGAGACCCAUGUGCAACUGGCCUGUGCCAAGCUCAUCUCUAGAACAGGUCUCCUGAUGAAGCUUCUGAGUGAGCAGCAAGAAGUAAAAGUAUCCAAGGCAGAAUGGGAUACAGAUCAGUGGAAGACUGAGAACUACAUCAACGAGAGCACAGAAGCCCAGGCUGAACAGAAAGAGCAGGAGUCAAGUGAGCUCACUAAAGGAGUUCCAGGAUAUGGCUAUAACAACAAACUCAUCUUGGCAAUAUCUGUGACUGUAAUAGUGAUGAUUUUGAUUAUAAUUUUCUGUCUUAUUGAGAUUUAUUCUCAUAGAAGAGCAGCAAGGACAGAUGUAGAAUCAGGCUCAGUCCCAAGGAGUGAGGAAACUGCCAGAGGCAGGAAGAAUACUUACCUGCCUUAUUCAGGAUUCCAGGUCCAUAAUGAUGUUGCCCACUGUGAUUAUGGACCGAACCACAGAUUUAGUCCCAAUAAAACGAGAGGUGUACAUCGUGGGAGACCUGGGAAAUGGCAGGAAUCACUAAUUGUCUCGUGUGUGUGUUUUUUCCCAAGGGGCUUUUUUGACUUUCUGCAUAGGAGAUGCUCAUCGCAGAGUGAAAGCCAGGAGGGCUUUUUCUGGUUAAGGUGUCCACUUUGGCUUAGGGAUAUGUACAGACCUCUCAAUGCCACACGCAAGAAAAACAUGGCCUAGAAGCUUCACGACAAGGAGUCUUCUGAUGAGGAAGAGAUUUACAAGAGGGAUGCAGGGGAGCGCAUAUCAACAGCAACACCUGUGGAUUCGGCUGCUGAAGGUGGUGAAGAAAGUGAGACCGCGCCAGAAGGGGAGGAUGAAGAGUGA
This is a messenger RNA of Nycticebus coucang (slow loris), 7569 nucleotides long. RefSeq names its product leucine-rich repeat-containing protein 37A2-like. The transcript has 18 exons. The record is from RefSeq and is a predicted model, not a curated record. NCBI's taxonomy places the organism in Eukaryota, Metazoa, Chordata, Mammalia, Primates, Lorisidae.